AUGUCUACUCUAGAAAACUACUAUGAAAUUGUGGAACCAUACCUGGGGCACGGAAAUAAAACAGGAGACAGACAAUACUUGGCACAUAUCCUGGAAACCUGGAACCCCAACCUCGACCCAGACAACGAUAUUGGCUGGGCUCUACACUGGUCCAUCUUUCAGGGAGACGAUGCUGCUGUCCAGAUGAUGUUGGACGCUGGCGUGGACCCCAAUACGCGAGACAAGCAGGAUCCCGGCUUCACACCACUCUUGGCCGCUUCGCAGCAUGGCAAACUCGAAACGGCUCGUCUGUUUUGGGAACGCGUCGGCCCAGGUGGACGGUUCAUUCCCAAAAAGAGUGGCCGUUCCGGUCCCGACUGCCUUCAAAUUGCUGCUAGGAACAAUCACGCAGGUCUUACUACCUACUUCCUCGGCGCCUGGGACGGUUGGAAUGAUGACGAGAAGCGCAGAGCGCUACUUGAUGCGGCGUCAGCCUGGUGUGAUGACGCAGUGACAGUUCUUCUGACUCAUCCCGGCAUCAGCUACAGCCCCGAGGAUAUUCAAGAUGCCCUGGUAAGAGCGGUCGGUAAGAGGAUAAUUCUCCCCGAGCACGAAACAAAACCAGCACCAGCCACCGCAGAUGCUGUACGUCAGCAGCAGCUGGUCAGUCGCCUCGUCGACGCAGGCGGAAACCCAGACAGUGAGGACCAACGUUCCCACCAACCUCUCAUCCACGCCACAAUACUCUCACAUGAGUGCAUCGGCGGCCUCAAAGGCCUCCUGGAGAAGGGAGCAAACCCCAAUCGACCAGACUCUCACGGAAAGACCGCUCUUCACUACUUGUUUAGUCCACUUAGUCGUCAGCUCCCCGCCACUACUGCUCUUGAGCUUCUUCUCCUUCAUGGCGCGCUUCCUGAGCUCGCAGACGAAGCCGGGGAGACACCGCUUCAUGCCGCUGCGAAGACAGGAACUUACGAGCAGCUGCGACUCUGUCUUUCGCACUGCCGCGCCCCGAAAGCCGAGACCAUACAACUACGGAACUCUUACGGUGAGUCGUUAUUACACUACGCUGCGGUAGGAGGGCAGAGAACCACGGUGGAGUUCUUGUUGAACUCCGGUUUGGACGCCAACGUGGCCAGUAGCAACGGAUGGACGCCUCUCCUGUGCGCCCUAUCACCUACAGCGUUGAAGACUGCGCAUGAGAUGUGCUUGACGAACAACUUUCUACUCCAGAACGGUGCCGGUGCUGGUGUUGUGACGGACGAGGGAUGGACCGCCCUCCAUGCCAUGGGAUCUUGGCCGGCGGCGCGAGACUCGAAGAUCAGGGCCGAGGUGGCGAAUCUCGCAAAAAGGCUCAUUGAGAGCGGCGCCCCCGUCGGUGUCAAAUCGAGGGUCAUUCGGAGUCUUUCUACCACUGCAGUCACGCUGUGCAAUGUCUGGGGUUUCCGUAUGCGGGAUUUUGUGCAGAGAGCUAUCCCGUCGGCGCGGGAUUUGGGCCAAACGGAUAUGACUACGCCGCUGGCAUGGGCUCGGAGAUGCAGUUCCACGGAUGUUUUGGACGUCUUGCGGACAAGCUCAGCCUCGGCUGACGUUCCGAGUCUCUUGAAGCUUUUCGUCUUCCCCUUUGCCAUUUCAUUUCAAGCCAGCUGCCACGGUUCUCGGCCGUCACGCAAAGGGGUCUCGAGGGGUGAAGUCGUAUUGAGAUCCGUCAAUCAGGAAAUUGACGGUUUGCGUGACGACUCCCCAUGCCGGGUGACGCAUGCCGCCGCGCAGGAGCAGUCCCGCGUUAUUGGGAUCGAUAUCCUGGUUCCCACCGAUGUUGACCGUGGCGCCACCCUAGGAGGUCAGGUUCAACCCCCGCGUGGCGAGAUAGCCAUCAUCAAACAACAUCCCGCUCCACCGCUGGAACCUCUCGAAGAAGGUCUGGUCGGCCGGCAACUGGUCACUCGGCAGCGUCGUCACGGCCCCAACAUACCACAGCUCCUCGUCGGGACUCCCGAACCCGUCCCGCGUCGACGCCGUGUUCUCCACGCGCCAGGCCUGGCCGGGCUACGCGUCCGUGUCGUAGCCGUGGAACACCUGCACCAACUAGAUCUCGUCACCGCAAAAGUCUUCUGUGAUACCGCAGAAGCCAGACUUGCUGCAGCAGACGUUGAGGGGGCAUGUUUCGGCCUUUCUCCAUUUGGGAUCAUCCCAUCCAGUAUUGCAAGAGCGCCAAUUCCAUCAGUCACUGCGUUCACAAAGCGACUGCUAGCUCUCUUCUACCAGAAACAAAAGGCUCUCUCUCACUUGCCCGCAAUAAUCAGGCCCGGUACCACAGACUCCGUACUUGGAACAGCAUCAAAUAGGACACAGCUGUGUGGCGCUGCAUUCGGGGGCUUGCUGAAGAGACAGCUGCAAGAGCGAGACAAAAGAAAGGAGAAGGAAAAGGAGUUUGGCCAUAAUGAAGGAGCCAAUUCAAAAAGCAAUGACAGAAGUGUCCACUUAAGACAUCUAUCGAAUGGAGAGCUCUUUGAUGCCAUAGUCAUCGGGGGCGCCGCGACGCCGCCUACCACGACGACGACCAAGCCUCCCGUCACCACCACGGCCCCCGGCAACGGUGUGGCCACGCCCCAGCCCACGCAGCCCGGAAUGGUGAACAACUGCAAGAAGUUCCACUACGUGUCCGAGGGCAACACUUGCGGCCAGAUCAUCAGCUACAACGGCAUCACCCUCGCCAACUUUGUCAAGUGGAAUUCGGGCGUGGGCGCCACCUGUCAAAACAUGCGGGCCAAGACCUAUGUCUGCGUCAGUGUUUGA
This is a messenger RNA of Colletotrichum higginsianum IMI 349063, 2778 nucleotides long. Its product is annotated as Ankyrin repeat protein. Lineage: Eukaryota; Fungi; Ascomycota; Sordariomycetes; Glomerellales; Glomerellaceae. The transcript is spliced from 5 exons. Gene Ontology annotation, molecular function: protein binding. The record is from RefSeq and is a predicted model, not a curated record. The coding region runs from base 1 to 2778 and encodes 925 amino acids.